Molecule: messenger RNA, 4178 nt
Organism: Hyalella azteca
Lineage: Eukaryota; Metazoa; Arthropoda; Malacostraca; Amphipoda; Hyalellidae
Exons: 9
Coding region: 65-1096 (343 amino acids)
Molecular function (GO): serine hydrolase activity
Source: RefSeq, a predicted model, not a curated record
ACAUAGCAACUCUGUGGCGGAGGCUGAAGCAUACCCCGAAUUUUGUCAGGAAAGGGACAAGAAGAUGGAGGUGGAGGCUAGUGUCCCAAGCCUCGUGGCGGGUGAGGCAGGAUGGCUGCACACCGCACUGGCCGCCCUCCUGCCCUACAUCAUCUGGGUGCCGUACCAGGUAUAUUUGUCUCUCAACGACGGUGGCUGGAAGACGCUGGUCAAGCAAAUAACUUUCGGCUCAACGUCCGUGACCAGCGGCCAUGCCGGCGCUAAGCCGGCGCUGGAGGCGCGUUGUCAGCGGCAGCCUGAUGCGCCUACGCGGCCUGACGCCGGCGUGACGUGGCAGCGCAUCAGUCACUGCAUGGAGCGAUACACGGUCCAAUCAAGCAAGUCGGAAGGCUCAGACCGCCUUGUGCUGAUGUACGCAUGGCUGACGUCCAAACGUCACCACGUGCACAAAUACGCUUCGCUCUUCACCGACCUCGGCAUGGACGUCGUAACUGUUAAGAUAACGGGCAUGGACCUCAUGCAGCCAACGACGGGUUCCCAGGCGGUGGCCAAGGAGGUGGUCGAGUUCUUGGCAGGUCAGCCCCAGUACAGCAGAAUCCUCGUGUUCGGCUUCAGCGUCGGGGCCUACGCCUUCAGCGAGGCCGUUAAGAUGAUGCACGAGCGUGGGGAGUACGCUGGGGUGAAGGAGCGCCUAGUGGGACACGUGUGGGACUCCCCCGUUGACCUCCCCAACAUGCCCAUCGGCGUCGCCACGAGCGUCACCGCCAACGAGAAGAUCAGGCGCUACGUCACCAGCUGCGUCGACUGGUUCCUGAGGACCCGACACGACGUGGCUACGCGCCACUACAUCGCCGCUGCUAAUUAUUUCUACCGCGGGCCCGUGGCUGGCCCGAGUCUGUACAUGUGCUCGAGCUGCGACCCGCUCAGCCCCGUGCCUGUCAACGACAGGAUAACCGGCAGGUGGCAACAGCUGGGACAUGACGUGACAACAAAAGUGUUCGAAGACACCGCCCACUGCGCCAACUACACCAAGUAUCCCAAGGAGUAUCGCAAUUUGGUGCUCCAGUUCGUCGACAAGAUCGGCAUGCUCCACUGAGAGACUCCGUUAAUUAAAGGUUGAGUUUUGUCAUUGAGGAUCGAAAAUUAAACGAAAUCAAGGAGUUGCCGAUGAAUGGCUUCAGUUAAGCGAACCAGUAAAUUAGAUUAGCACGGAUGGAAGCGGUAACAUGCCUAACAAAAUUUAGAGUCGCCCAGGCUUCUGGUACUCUAAAUCAGAAGCUGCCGCGUCUGUAAAUUUUCACUGGACAGAUCUUGGUAGGUUGGGAAUAAUGGGAUUUACAAAGGAACUGAAAGAAUUAUGUGUUAGCACUGUUCAAUGGUGCAUAUAAAAUCUCUGCACCGUCUACUUACUAUUUAUAGAAAAUAUGUAGAAAUUUACACCAGCUAGGUGUAGAAACUUGCAACCACACAACGAAUAACGCAUUUUGAAUUCCACAUCCAUGAUCGACAAGAUUACGUGCUGCUAUUGGCUGAUUUAAGCUCACAUGUCACACAUUAUCAACCAUGACAGCCUCUUCCCACUUUCAACACCGCAAGUUGCGACCACCGUAAUAUGUAUAUGUAAGGGUAUCAGAACGUUAGUCCCUGAAUAUUGCGAUCAAUAUUGUGAAUCACAUACAUUAUGGAAGUGAUGCAAUAAUAGAAAACCAAUAAAACAAAUAUAUAUAUAUAUACAAAUCAUGAAUGUCUACGCAUUAAAUAUUAUUUUGUGUUUUGUUUCUCCAGCGAAAUGCUAUUCUCGUAAAUGGGCUUUGUCGGGUCCGGUGUCAUCGUUUAUUAUAUGCAUGCAUUUAUAAUCACGAAUAUCCUUAGUCUAUAUACUUACUCGUAGAAUAUCUGCCGUAUGGUGAAUGCCUGAUGAGUAAUGUAAAUAUUGAAUCUUAGUUUGGGCAAAAUGGACGGAAAAUGGCAAAUAUUGUAUACUUAUACUGCUGGCAAGUUAAUGCCGACAUAAGAUCUUUUUCAUUCGUAUUACGCAAAAAUUGAAUCUGGUGGGCAUUCACUAAAAAUAUCUAAAAGACGCUAAUUUUUUUUAUAAAAUCAUGUAAUCACAGUGUAUCCACACGUCAGAGCAUGCAGGCAUGCAACUGGAUACCUACAUAAGCGGUCAAACUAGCGAAACGUGUUACCUAUACGCGCUGCCAUUAAGCGGUCAAGCUGGAGAGACGUGCUACCUAUACGCGCUGCUAUUAAGGGGUUAAGCUAGAGAGGCGUGCUACAUAUACGCGCUACCAUUAAGUGGUCAAGCUAGAGAGACGUGCUACCUAUACGCGCUACCAUUAAUUAAGUGGUCAAGAUAGAGAGACGUGCUAUAUAUACGCGCUACCAUUAAUUAAGCAGUCAAGCUAGAGAGACGUGCUACAUAUACGCGCUGCCAUUAAUUAAGUGGUCAAGCUAGAGAGACGUGCUAUAUAUACGCGCUGCCAUAAUGCGGUCAAGCUAGAGAGACGUGCUACCUAUACGCGCUACCAUUAAGCGGUCAAGCUGGAGAGACGUGCUACCUAUACACUCUGCUAUUAAGCGGUCAAGCUAGGGAGACGCGCUACCUAGACACUCUGCUAUUAAGCGGUCAAGCUAGAGAGACGUGCUACCUAUACACUCUGCUAUUAAGCGGUCAAGCUAGGGAGACGCGCUACCUAGACACUCUGCUAUUAAGCGGUCAAGCUAGGGAGACGCGCUACCUAUACACUCUGCUAUUAAGCUGUCAAGCUGGAGAGACGUGCUACAUAUACGCGCUACCAUUGAGCUGUCAAGCUGGAGAGACGUGCUACCUAUACGCGUUACCAUUAAGCAGUCAAGCUGGAGAGACGUGCGUGGUGCAGCGCAAUCGGUCACAAUAUGUGCAAGAGUGUGUGCGUCAACAGUGCAUGGAUGUCAGUGUUUGAGUGUCGGUGUUUUGCGAUAGAUGGUUUUUGUUUAGAAACAAGGUACGAAGCGUGCAAAACCUCUAAAGCAAUAAGCGAAGACAUUAUUAAGUUGAGUUAAUUUCUGCGCAUGAAGCCUGAUAAUUUAUUAAAGAAUUCUGUUUACUAUAUUUUACCAACAUCAUAAUAUGCCAUUAUUCGUAUGCCAAACAGUAGAGGCGUAGACUAUAUACGUCCGGCAUAUUUUACAGCUUUUUCAUAAACUUCUAGGCAUUAUUACAAUGUCUAACAGUGUCUGCCGCUAAAAACGAUUUAUAGACUGGUCAACGGGGUGGCUCGAACAUGAUUAUUAAAGUUGUAGUGGCAGUGCAUAUAGAUGGUACCAUUACAGGUUGAAGUAUUCAUACGUACUCUAGAACGAUGAUGGUAUCAUUCCACGGUGAUUUUUCCUAUUCGUACUCGAGGACAAUUAAGGUACAAUUUCUGAGUUAUGUUUUCCUACGCACUCUAGAAUAUUCCUAUAUCGUACCAUUCCAUGUGUUGUUUACGCCCUCACUCAUGUACCCGGUGGCACGUAAACCAGUGUAACCAGUCAUAUAUAGUGAAGAAAGGUACUCGCAUUACUCAUGAAUCAAGCAACUCUGCUCCUAUUCUCCAGUGCUCGUCUCCUCCAAGAACCGGUCCCAGUAUGUUAAAGAAUUUCUAGGAAUCAUAUGUGCAAUUUUCUUUAGAUUUAAAAUUGGUAAUACGUGCUCUGAGAAUAAAUAAUCGCCGAACAGAAACUAGUGUUGCGGGUGCCGCGGAUGAGGGAGGUGAUGCGAUGCUCGGUGAUGUAUUAUAUUUUUUUCUGAGCGCAACCACUUAUCUAUUUUUAUGUUAUGUACGUUAAAUAUUUGAGUUAUUCAUACGAUAUAUUAGUUAAUAACACGAAAACCUAAAAUUAUUUCGAUGGAGGUGACAUAAUUUGGGUUUAUGUAAGCAUUCCUUGCAGUGCAAAAUUCCAGAGCGCUGUGAAAUUCGAGCGCGGUGCAAACUUUAAGGCGGUGAAAAUUCAUUGCGAUGCGAAAUGCAAGAGUGGUGCAAAAUGAGUGGGGUGCAAAAUGAGUGUGGUGCAAAAUGAGUGUGGUGCAAAAUGUAUGUGGCGUGCAAAAUGUAAGUGUGGUGCAAAAUGAGUGAGGGGUAAAAUGCAAGUGGCGUGCAAAAUGAGUGUUGUGCAAAAUGCAAGUGUGGUGCAAAUGCAAGUGAGGUGCAAAA